Messenger RNA from Cavia porcellus (domestic guinea pig), 1803 nucleotides. It is a transcript of the gene Tektl1, whose product is annotated as tektin like 1. The transcript has 7 exons. Lineage: Eukaryota; Metazoa; Chordata; Mammalia; Rodentia; Caviidae. The record is from RefSeq and is a predicted model, not a curated record. The coding region runs from base 62 to 1549 and encodes 495 amino acids.
GUGGUGCGCGCCUGUGUGCGCGUUUGCAGGGACCCGGGAGGCCCAGAACCGAGCCGACACGAUGCCGGUGCUGCUGCCCCCGGCGGAGCGCAGCCAGGACACCCGCGUGGGGGCGCCGGCCUGGCGCCAGGCCGCGCACGCCGUGUCGCGGCAGGCGCACCUGGCGACCGAGCGCUGCGGGCGGGAGGCGGUGACCAUGUGGCAGCCGGCCGACAGCGUGCGCGACCCGCACGUGGCGCGCCACCUCUGCCGCGCCGCCUACAUCCAGCCCUGGCGCUUCCGCGUGGAGAUGCUCAAGGGCGGCACCACCAUGGAGAAGCCGCCGCCCGGGGAGGGCGUGACGCUGUGGCGGAGCAAGAUGAAGCCGCCGGCCUGGAACGCGCGCCUGCCGCUGCCGCUACUCCGCGACGCGCGCGCGCUGCAGACGGCCGAGGUGGCGCAGGCGCAUGCGCGGGGCGCGCGCCUCACCGCCGCCCGCCUGGGCCGCGCGCAGCAGCAGAUCAACGCGCAGCUGCGGCUGCUGCAGCGCCAGCGCCUGGCGGCGGACCGCAGGCUGGGCGAGGUGCGCAAGGGGCUGCUGCUCAACGCGCAGAGCGUCAAGCUGCGGGGCUUCCGGCCCGAGCUCGAGAAGAUUCCGGACAAAGCCGACAGCAUGCUUACGUGGGAGAGAGAGGAGCUGAGGUCCAUGAAGCGGAAAAUGGAGAAAGAGAUGGAAAAGUCGGAGGCCCUGCUCAAGAGUCUGGCCUCCUGCAGGGACACGCUGGGCUUCUACUGCAAAGAGAGGCUGCAGGCGGUGGAGCUCAUGAACCAGCCACUGGACAAGGUCCUGGAGCAGGCCGGCCGCCACUCCUGGCUGGACCUGUCCCGCCAGCCCACCCCGCGCACGCAGGGGCAGAAGACGCCCCCUCCGGACCCUGUGGGCACCUACACCCCAGAAUGCGCCGGGGCGCUGAACGAAGCCAAGCGGUUGUUGGUGGAGUCCAGGGAGACCUUGGCGCAAAUGGCCAAAAACGAGGCGGAGGUCAAGGAGCACCAGCAGCAGAUAAACGACCGCGUGUGCGCCACGCUGGCGCAGAAGAUGCAGGAGACCUUGGAGCUGAAGGAGAAAAUGAACAUGACCUUAGGGCUGAUGAGGGGCACGAUUCACCGCUGCACGAAAUUCAGCCACGAAAUGUUCGUCACCAGCGGCCUCAUCAAGGGUCCUGUGUGUGAAUGCCACCUGGAGACGCGCGAAAAGCUCAACAGGCCCCUGGUUCGCGUGUACCAGCGACACGUAGGCACCCAGCUCCCAGAGGCCGCGCGCCUGGCGCAGGGCACCGACCGGCUGCAGCGUCACAUCCUGCACGUGGAGAAGAACCUCAAGAGCCUGCUGGCUGCGCGCGACAAACUCUCCUGGAGCCACAAUUGCAAGAAGCUGGGGCAAGAGGUGGACCACUGCGUGGUGCGUCUGCGCCACCGCCACCAGCACCCGCACGUGUACUACCACGAGGCGCAGCGCCUGGUGGACGACUGGGACCCGCGCGCCCCGGCCAGCGCUGGGCGCAAGUGACCCUCCUGCGUCCCUACCCCCUGGCCUGCAGUUCUCAUGGGCUGGGCCCUGGGGACGCCAGGCUGCGUGCUCCAUGACUCUCCCUCCUCUCAGACUGGCUUCUCCCUCGGGCUGAAUUAUAAUUUAUGUAUCCAGAUUAUCACAUAUUAGGUGCCUACUGCGUAUCAGGGGGUCACCUGACAACGCGCGUAGGCGGUGCGUCCUCGAAGUAAACAGAAUAAAUCUGGGCACCAGUUCGCUGGUAUUCAAAUCCA